Molecule: messenger RNA, 609 nt
Organism: Aspergillus tanneri
Lineage: Eukaryota; Fungi; Ascomycota; Eurotiomycetes; Eurotiales; Aspergillaceae
Product: Minor allergen Alt a 7
Exons: 4
Coding region: 1-609 (202 amino acids)
Molecular function (GO): NAD(P)H dehydrogenase (quinone) activity; FMN binding
Source: RefSeq, a predicted model, not a curated record
AUGCCACCUAGGAUCGCUGUCGUUUUCUAUUCUAUGUAUGGCCAUAUUCUCAAGCUAGCCGAGGCCGAACUGAAAGGGAUCAAAGCUGCUGGCGGUAAGGCCGACAUAUACCAGAUUGCAGAAACUCUUCCUGAUGAAGUUCUUGAGAAGAUGCACGCUGCUCCUAAGUCUAAUCACCCGGUUGUGAAGCCUGAAAAAUUGAAAGACUAUGAUGCAGUGCUAUUCGGCAUCCCUACUCGAUACGGCAACUUCCCUGCUCAGUGGAAGGCUUUCUGGGACCGCACUGGAGGCAUCUGGGCAUCUGGUGGCUAUUGGGGCAAGUACGCUGGCCUGUUCGUGUCCACCGGCACCCUUGGCGGGGGCCAGGAGUCCACUUGCAUUGCAGCCAUGAGCACACUCGCCCACCAUGGCUUCGUUUAUGUCCCCCUUGGAUACAAGCCUGUGUUCUCCCUUCUGUCCAACCUGAAUGAGGUCCAUGGUGGCAGCGCUUGGGGUGCUGGCACGUUUGCCGGGGACGGCUCCCGACAGCCCACUACUCUUGAGCUGGAGAUUGCCGAAAACCAGGGUAAGGCCUUCUACGAGCAAGUUUCCAAGGUAACUUUCACCUGA